Molecule: messenger RNA, 1128 nt
Organism: Lachancea nothofagi CBS 11611
Lineage: Eukaryota; Fungi; Ascomycota; Saccharomycetes; Saccharomycetales; Saccharomycetaceae
Source: the annotation of a GenBank genome assembly
AUGACACAACCGCAACCAAAAGUUUUUAUACUAGGGUUUGGAUCUAUUGGAGUGCUCUUGGCUUCUCACUUACAGCGCAAUACUCAAAUUUCUAUCGUGCCGUUACUGAGAUCUGAAAAACGAUUACAGGAUUUCGAGGAGCUACAAAGAAAAGCGAGCAUCAAGUCUCUAUUCAAAGAAGGCCAGCCGUCUUAUGAAAGUGUGUUCUCUGAUGCUACAUGUCCAGAAUUGUUUCCACGGGAUUGGAAAAUCGAUAAUUUGAUCAUAACGACCAAGACUUACCAAACUAAAGACGCGUUGGCACCUUUUAUGAAGUUUCUUCAUCCUCAAACCAAUGUCAUGCUUGUACAAAAUGGCUUGGGGGUAUUUGAGGUUUUGAAUGAUGAAAUCUUCUUGGACUACAAACCCAAUUUGUUUCAAGGUGUUAUAUCGCAUGGGAUAUUCCAUGAAUCGGGUUUCUCAUUCAACCACGCUGGCUUUGGGGAUCUUAAAGUCUCUCGGUUACCGAGCAAAGAUCCACAAAGCAUUGUUCAGACUAAGGAGCUUGUCGAAACAGAUCAGAAAAACAACGAACUUGUCAAAGUCUUAAGUCAGCCAGAUUUCAUUCAAGGUUUGAACGUUAAACAUUUGACAUAUCAAGAAAUGCUUCUAGGCCAAUUGGAGAAAUUUUUGGUCAACGCAUGUAUUAAUCCGAUUACGUCGAUCGUGGAUUGUAUAAAUGGGGAGCUUAGGGAUGUAGCUGGUCCGAUCUUCAGUUCCAUCAUUUCCGAGGCUCUUGAUGUCUUGAAAAUCGCGUAUAAGCCAUUGUUUGACUAUAAGCCUGAAAAUGAUAACUUUCCCAACUUGGAUGUUGCAGGAGUUUUAAACCGCGACAGGAUGUUGGACUUUGUUCUGAAAAUUGGGUGCAUUGUAAACGGAACCAACAGUUCCUCCAUGAGACAAGAUGUCGUAAACUUGAGAGAAACAGAAGUGGAUUACAUCAACGGAUAUAUCGUGAAGUUGUGUGGAAAGCUAGGAUUGGGUCCUGAUUAUUGCAAAACAAACCAAACAAUCGAAACUUUGGUAAAAUUAAGGCUUGGCCUCAAUAGAGGCCGUGCGAAGUAUGGAGACCAAAGAAAGAAGGAGUAA